UUUCGUGCUGAACGAAGCAGAGAAAAUCUAAUCGUAUCAAUUGUAUUACUAAAUCUGCGAAAGUAAAUCUGUUGUAAAAGUUUAAAGUUCUCAACACGCAAUUGUGGUACGAGGGUCUUUGCUACUGUUUUUGUGAUAGGUGCUGUAGAAAAAAAAUGUAAGUUCUUCAUUCGUGCUCACGGAGUUUUCGUGGCUUUUAUGUGAGAAAAAGACGAAAAUAUUUGCUUUGUUCAUCGCUAACGUUGACGGAUCCUUACGGGAUUUCAUGAAGAGGAUUUGCUGAUAAUUUUUCAAAUCAAGGAAAUAGUUUGGCUCAACUUGUGGUUGCAUCUGUUUAGUAGUGGUUAUAGUAGCAAAGAAGCAGUCAUUUUCGUUUAUGUAAACUGACUAAAUUUGCCAAUCUUCAUUACGAUGGCCACCAGUGACGAGCAAUGGUUAAAGGAAGAUGGCUAUCUAAAUGUAGACACAGAAUCUGUUCGAAUUGUCUACCAUCCGUUUUUGAACGUGAUCCUCGUGUUUACUCAGUUGGGGGAGGUCAAGGUGCUAGACGUCAAUUCUGGUGUGAUUCUCCAAAGCUAUCAAAUUUCCAGUAACCAUCCACCACGAUGUCGCUAUCUGCCGGAUCAAGAUAAGAUCUUGUUUUGGAACGAUAGUAAUAUAUCGAUGCGUGGUGAUUACAAUGGGGUACUGUUACUGGAUACUAUUCUACAGGCACCCAUUGCACAAGCCGAUGACAGCAUUCGAAUAGAAUUUCUCUUGUCGGAAGCUGUUCUGUUCCUGCAGUGCUUACAAAACUUGGAACAGCAUGGAUUAGAAAAUACUGCGGAUGUAACAAAUGAGCUUACACUAAGAAUAGGAGAAGCCCAGCAGCAUGCCAAACGUGGAAUAAAAGCCCAAAAGUGGGAAACCAUUUGCUUGGAGCUGCCACACUCUUCUCUGCGCAUGGUUGCUGGAGGAAUGGUGAUGCAGCUGAAGCGAUUGGAUCGACACAUUCCGGCACUUGCAAUCGCUUCUGCCAUCAACGAACGACUAACGGAUUUGCUGGAGGGUGCUCGUGUGACUGAGCCCACAACCCUGAAUCGUUUUCAUAUGUUUUCUGAAGCUACUCGAAGACAGACAUUCGAAGGAUGGCCUCACAUGGACUAUAAAUGGGUUUUGCCAGAUCAGAUGGCCCAGGCAGGGUUUUACCACUAUCCAGGAGAUAAUGGAAACGAUGACCGGGCAAUGUGUUUUACUUGUAACGUCUGUUUGGUUUGCUGGGAAAAAACUGAUGAGCCGUGGAGUGAGCAUGAGAGGCAUUCCCCAGAAUGUCCGUUUGUUAAAGGAGAAUUCACACAAAACGUGCCGCUGUCGGUGACUUAUGCUACUAGUCCAGCCGUUUCAACAGGUGGAUUCAGCAUUAUUUCUUCCGGCGAUCGUGGUAUCGUGUUCUGCACCGGCAACGCAUCCUGCGAUGUAACUGUGUGGAACACCGAAAGGCAGUUGACAAAAGUCCACGACUUCGAAGUUAAAUUGCAUCCGGAUAUUUUGACUACAACUUCAAUAAGCCCAACGGCAUUGAUAGAUGGAAUGGAAUUGACUGCACUUUCCACAUACUUUGUGAAACCUUUGGGUAGCAUUCCAAAGCCUAAGGUGGCCACACUUUCCUUGAAACCGAAAAUGUUAGGUACAAAGAUUAUCUGUGGCGUUCGAGUCCACUGUAUGCCGCCGGACACAGACCAACUAGAAACAAUACUUCUUCUGAUAGUGUAUAAUAUUGAAGAUCCAAUCCAGUCGUCAGAUGAACAUACGCCAUCAACCGGGGGAAAUAACAAACAAGCUAAUAAUUCCUUUCCAAAUUCACCCUCUGCCAUCCCUAUUCCACCGGCUAAGAAAUCUUCGCUCAGUACAAUCGACGAAAAAUACGAGGAUAAUUUCCUAAAGUUUCUUUCCGACAAUCCCGAUUCUCAACUUCUGGAAUCGAUAGAUAAAUUAAUCUGUAUGGAUACAUUAAAAAAGACGGAAUCGCAAUUGAGUCAACAAUUCGGUGCCAAACUAGAUGAUACGCUGAGUAAACUUAUCGAAGCGUCUUCUUCGGCGGCGCCUUCUUUGAUGGGUGGAUCUUCGGUAGAAAAGUUAGUCACACACGAAUUCGCAAUGCAGCCACCGCCACCGCCCGCAAAAUUAAUGCCAACUAAUUUAGCGGCAUGUACCGGUGGUGAUAGUGGCAGCUUAAAAGGCCCGACUAGUGCGUUAUUCACAAAUCCGAACAUUAGCAGCGGCAGCAGUGGUACAACAUCGACUACACAGCUUUUGUCGGCGAAAUCUUCAGUGACGGAUAGCAGUAAUGUUCCGUCAGUUGCGUCCACUGCUACUAGCGCUGCUUCUUCUAACUGCGAUAUUAGUUGCACUUCCUUGCAGUACAUUGAAUUACCAAACAGAGAUUCGCACCGGCACUAUUGCAUCGAGUAUGUCAUUCCGUCAAGUGAUAAUAAGCAUCUAUUGGUCGUUUUAAAGAUCAAGGAAGAAAUAAAUAUUGAGGAGUCCGUCAUAGAAACAAAUCAGGAAAAGGAAACAAUUCCAGAAGAAACAAACAAGGAACUUAUUGCUGAUGAGCCCAAAACAAUAUUAUAUUUGUACUUCUUGAAUGAAGAAGGAUUGAUUAGAUCAGAGGAACCUAUCGAAAGGAUUUUAUCCGAUGGUGAGGCACCAAUAGAAAUCAUAAUGCUUCCGAGAUGUGACAGCAGUGGACGUUGCUUUGGUGGUCCUGAAACAGAGUAUGGUAUCUUUGUAAUGACGUGUGUCGACGGAAAGUUAAGGGUUUUUUCGCUUAAAACUCUCGGUAUAAUAUCCGAAGCAAGCGUAAAAGAUGACCGCUUUGUAUCAGCGACUUAUUGCAAAAGUCUUGAACGCUUAUGUGGAUGUACAGCAAAGGGUUGCCUUCACUUCUACUCGUUUUACGAUCUGGACGCUGAUUCGAGUGACGAGCGUGAUGACGAUGUGAGUAACAUAAUGGGCAGUAAUAACAUCAAACUCGAAUGUAACGAUCAGGUCCAAUACGACCUGCAAGCGGCCGGAACUUCAGUUUCUAGUUCGGUUGUCAAUAUGUUGAAGUAUGAGGCUACACCAUCAACAUCUUCGUCGCCAGCACAGCUUUCAACGUCUGCAGCGAAUAGUGGAAAUGUCAGGAUUUCUCCGGCAGAUAAUCACCCUUCAGGAGAUGUUUUGCUGGCCUACAAAAACGAUCUUUCAAUGAACACUUUGAGAGUACUAUAUUCUCUGACAUUGUUCAACGAUAUGCUGACACCGUAUUCUGCAGAAGUACCUGGUUGCUGGAGUGAACUUGAGCAAGCUCAAAAACAACGGCGGCACCCCCAACAUUUGCGCCCCGGCGACGAUACCCAUUUGACUAAAACUUGGCGAUUACAUAAUGACGCCUUUACGUGGGAUGAUCACCUAAUAGAAUUGAAUCUUCCCAAAUGCACCUCCCUGGGUCAUAUCGAUUUUAAAUUUUCUCUUUAUCAACCAUGCACUAGUUCGCCAGCAAUUCAGGUGACCCUACUGAAGCAGAAAUCGAUCGGUUUGUGUUCGCGGCGUAAAACUCAGUCUAUUAAUCGUGUUGAUGAAUCCAUAAAUUUCAACAUAGGAUCAACUGAUGGCAAAAAUUUGAUCGAGAAUCCAGUGCUAAGUGAAGAAUAUCUGCAGGCUAGAAAUGCUGAAAUUUUAGUUGGCCCUAUAGAGCUUGCCGCUUGCAUGGAUCUUAGCGAACAGGCUGGCUCCGUUACACUAACUAGUCCAAAACUGCUGAAAUCAAAAGGGCGCAAUUAUCUGCUGCAUAUUAAAACAAUGACUGAUCUAUCCAAGGAUGGACAGGCGAAAACCAGAGUUCCAGUGCGUAAGAAGGGCAUAACCAGUAUCCUGCUAACAUCAUUCGCAAAUAUUUCGCAACAAAAUCACGUCACGGCUACGAACCACGCAACGACGGCGGCGGCGGGGAACACCGGCAAGGAUGGCAUCAGUUUCCUUUCCGACUCCGCCGGCCCUAAUAAAACACGCAAAAAUGACUUUUAUAUAGGUUGCGAUUGGCUGAACGAAAUAUCUAUCACGGUACGUUCUACCAGGCAGGUUUACAAGAUCGAAAAUGAGCGUGCUCAGCGACUGGCAAUGCUGGAUUCCAACCUGCUCUUGGAUAAUCUGCUUAAACUUCUCUACAGUAAAGAAGAAUCCUUCCAGUUGCAACAGAAUGUUGUAUUUGACAUUCUCAUAUGGGUCGUCUCCAUUCGAAUGGUUCGAUAUCGGUACCCAAAAAACCCGUUUGCCAAAAAAGUGCUACCAACGGAGAUAAAAGAUGUAGCCUCAAGCGACGUAAAUGUACAGCAAUCAGAAUGUAUUCAGAUCAUUGAACAACAUUUGGAGGACAUCAUCAGAAACUGUGUUGUGCUAGGCAAUAGAAGCAUCGCGCACAAAUGUGUGAAGCUCAUCAGUUUAGCCCUUGAUGGCGCACAGAACAUAAUCGACAAGGACGUGUGCAAUUCGUUUGAAAAGUCGCUUAAACAGGCCAUCAUAACUUGCUUGCCGGAGAUCAUCAAUUCAAACCACGCCGGCGCUCUGCGUUGGUUUACACUGCUUAUAUCGGGUGCUUCGACGUCUGAUUCGCAUGGUCCCAUUUCCGAAAAAUGCGUCUUCCUCUUGACAGAAGUGGCCAAUGAAAUGCGCAAAAGAAGCAACCCUUAUGUGGCUCUGUUGAGAACUCGGUUCGGUUUGUACGGUUCUCCAUUUGAAGCCGAGAUUUUCGAUUCUCAACCGCUGACAGCGAAAAAUAACAAUAUAACCUAUACUUGUUCAAUUACGAAGACCACCGGCACAGGAGCAAAUAAUCAGUCGAUAGACUUGCGUUCAGUUUGCAUUGCGGAUGGAUCUGAGCUAAAGUUCUUACCGUUGCAGUUGAGACGCAGAGGAAUUGGCAAUCAUUUCAAAGGUUUACUAGAAGUUGAACCUCUGCAUUAUGUAUGUAGCUCAACUUCAGACGCCACUCGCUUGGAGAAUGUAGAUGCAAGCAAUAUUCAGGCAACCAACAUCAUAGAUGAUUUUCUGAUGGAGAAUAGUAGUCAGAACAAUAUUGAAACGGUACAAAAUCAUGUCAAAAUGGAAGAUAAGGAAAAUCUGGAUGACGAUAUGAUGAACAAUGUGAAGAAUAUUCUGGUAGAUAAGAUUUUCUAUUCUGCCCUUAAAAAGCAUAAGAUGAAAGAUGAUUUUAACGAGGCAAAGAAAACGGCAGAAGAGAUCGAUUCGCAGAAUGAAAGUUUUAAUGAGAUCGAAAGUUGGGGCCCAUCAAACGAGCCGAGAAUUGUGUUCGUUGCAGAGAAUGGAAAUGAAUCGUCGAUAAUUUAUGACAAAUCACAAGCAUCCAUAGCAUUAAAUAACAAGAUACAGGAAUUUUUCGAAGAUAGCAAUACCGACGAAAGUGCUAAUGGGCUUCCAUGGCAUAAACUUUUGAGUACUCCACCGAAGCAGAUGAUUGUCGUGGAAAGAAUGCAUUCGGGAGCAAUGCGUUAUAUAACACUGGACUUUGGAUCACCGAUUAUGUUGACUGAUUUAAUCAUUCCGGCUUGUUCGGAUUUGGCUUCGUUGUUUAUCGAUAUUUGGUGCUUCGAAGAAGAAGCCGACAGCAUCCGUUUAGUCGUCUCCCAGGAUAUCGGAGCUCGUACGUUGGUGCUAAGCGAUUUACAACCGCCACCAAUAUGUCGCUACCUUAAGAUUACAAUAACUGGAAGAUAUGGAAUGUCCGCAACAAGAUGUCGAAUUCCAAUGGGAUCUUUUUACGGUCAUAUCGUGAUCCUGGAGCGGGAAGGGUACGGAGAUCCAGUAAUGAAGUAUCUUAAAAACAGAAAAAUCAACUUGCCAGCUCAGGUUAAGAUUCUUAAAGCUUUGUACGAAGACGUUCACUGUCGGUACUGUCUAUCAAGCAGUAAAUUGAUGGACAUGUUACAACCGUUGGUCAAUAGUGAGUCCUCUAAUAUUGCUCAUAUGCAGGCAUUUUUAAAUCGUAUCAAAGAGAACAACGGAGACUCUACAGGAUCGAACUCUGCUAAUUCAUCGUUUCCUGAUAACCAGAAGGUAUAUGUAAUAUAUGAAGAAUGCAUGGCUUUCCAGCAUCAAUUAAACGUAAUCAAAAGGGUGAUCGACCGCAUCAAAGGUCCCUUGCCAUUAGCCGAACAACCGAGACAACUUAAGCUUGGAUCUGACCUGUCCUCUCUGUACACCGACAAACUACGCGUUCUCAGUGAAUGUCUCAUAGAAACACUUCUACACUUGAUCACCACAUAUGGAAUUCAAAACGUAACUAACAUCUACCCAUACUUUGAUCUAGAUACAUGUAAUCUGCUUUUCGAUACGCUGGUGAUCAACGGCGAUACUCACAUUCAAUUAGCAACAUGCUCAAUGCUCGUCAGGAUGUGUUGCUUUCAAUCGUGGUGGGGCGAUUUUCUUGCGGACAAGUUCUUGAAACUGUACUCAUCACAGAACAGUCGCAUAUUUCCGCAGGAUCGCGUAUUUUUUCUGCUCACAUAUCUCGGUCGAAAGAGUAUUUCUAUGGGCAGCUGUCGAUCGAUUGUAAUCGAUGCCAUCUUGAAAAGUUUGGCAACACUGCUUGCCCCACUGUCGACAAACACUUCAAAUGGGUUGAACAUUUGGUGCAAUACUGAUCUCAACUUACUGGGGUGGAUUCUAUUGUUUUUGUCGGUGUGUCUCGACGAUGGUAUGUCUGAGAGUAAAAAGGAUCAAAGCAAUAUGCGUUGGGAUUUUAUGUCUGGCGAAACGGAUAUGGUGAAAGCCCGUCUUAGUAUGAGCAAUGGAGGGUUGAGGACGUUGACUAGAACAUUCAAAAAAAGAUUUUUGCAAAGCAAGCACUCCAGUUCUGGAAUAAGCAGUGGAAAUAGCAACACCAUGGGCGAAAAGAUGUACACAAUACAUACGGAUACAUUGCAGGGUGCCGCUAGUAAGCUUGAGAUGGCACUUAAACAACAUGAGAACCAACUGAAAAAAUUGCAGAAUAGCGUAAAACAAUCAUUUGGUGAUUAUUUCAACGAUAUCACAAAGGGUAAAUCGAUUCGCGUUUCCAGCGGUACAGAGGGAAUGCCACGAAACACCUUUUGUAAUAAUGCAUCAAAAGAAAAUAGCUCUGAUGGAAGUACCAAUGAUAACGAAACAGCGUUCGACAAAGGUUUGAAAUCAUUGAAAAUUGGCAACAUAAUUGUAGUAAUUCGCGGACUGAUAGGAUUAAUUCUGAGUAUGGAUUUUACAUGCAACAUGGAUUUGUUCUUGAUAACAUGCAAGAUUAUUGCGCGCUUGGUGCUAGCAUGUAAACCAGUAGUUCAACUCUCAAAGAUUAUUACUACCAACCAGCUACUUCAACUAGUAAGGAUUGCAGUGUGGGAAAAUCAGCAGCAGCCAUGGGCGGUUCAUGCUAUUACUUGCCUGCUUCAGGAUGUGCUCGAAGCCGAUAAGAGCUACAAGGACGAUGAAAAUGAUUCCGGAAACUCAAGUGGAGAUGAAGUAUCAGCUUCAGCAUCCGAACCCAGCUCGUCAACUCGGCCGCCGGUUUUGGAGACUGCAUUCAAACCGGUUACGCACAACAUUCAGGUCACAAAAGAUGUCAGUUAUGCGGAUGCUGUUAAAAAUCAACUACCGUCAUUAAUGGAGUGUGAUGACGCCGAUAUGGAAGACAUUCUAAUAUUAGAUGAUAUGCUGGAGCGUGAGAAGCGAGUCUUCAAAAAAGAUGGUAAUGCUAGCGUAACGACCGGCCGAAAUGGUCUUUCAUUUUUGUAUAAAACUAUCUCUUCCGCCAUGGACGCUAGGCUUGACAUAGGUUUAGACACAAAUGUGGAAAUAACUCUUCGAAGACUGGCUAUGAAGGCCACGUUUAAUCUUAUUGCUAGCUUACCUCAAGUCACCGCUGGAGAGCUGUUGAACGCAUCUAGUAAUGUUGAACUAGAGGGAUGGCCAGAUACAAUUGUAGAAGCUUGGUCCGGUGUUGAAUAUCAGCAAGGGAUAGAGACAAACGCAAUGUUGACGGAAGUGUUCGAUAAUAUUUUGUGCGAUUUGCACCUGGUAGAUUCGUGGUUAAACUUGGAGAAAAUUUUACAGCUUUGGUUAACUCUCAAUGGCGAAACAUUGGAACAGGUUCCUGGUAGCAAUGCACCCGGACUUAAUGCGUAUUCCUUUCCGAAAAUUCCUUUCGGGGAUCGUGCCAUUCACGGUCUAUUGAACGCUUUGGCUACGCAUCCGAACAUCAAGUUGCGAGCUUGGUGUCUGGGUUUCCAGUGCUUGAUUUUGGCUUGCAAACCGCACUUUGAAGCCGAUUAUAUGGAUGCGAAUUGCACUAGUAGCGAUAAUCAUUUUCGCAGAAUGGGCAAUCUUAUUGUGAGCGAUGAUAACUUUGAAAAAAUGUUAUUACGUUUCUUCUCUGGUGUCGAUCAGUCACUUUCAACAUUGGAUAGCAACCGAUAUGCCGGCCCGACAGUAUGUAAACUUGUUCUCGAGUUGUUUAUAUGGUUAGAGCUUAAAUGCAACGUAAAAGACAAAUUGAAAGAGAUAUUGCUAAAAGUGAUCCUGCAUUUGGUGCAGUUUGGCGGUGCCAUUUCCAAUCAGCAAGGACCAAUCGACGCGCAAAGUCAAUUAAUCAAAGAACUGCUAUCGUUCUCAUACGACAAGAGCGACCUUGGGGUUGCCAUGAGCAUUAUCGAAUGUGUUUCUCAUCUCGUUUACAACAAUAUUGUUAAUGUGGAGAAACUGUAUUGCUACCGGGCUACAGAAACGAGCAGCUCGAAUAAUAUGUUUGGUACCCGCUUUGGCAGUCUCUUCGCAACAGUUCUUGGAUCAGAAAAUGCACGUCAAUGCAAGACAGUUACUGACAAUACUCUGCUCAUCGAUCUGCUUAAGCUUGCAUCAAUACUUGUGAACACCAAAAAUCCUCGCACUGGCGAAGACAAUGCUACAUCACACGAAAAUGCGUCAUUCAAUGAAUUGAACACAUCCAACGAAAGCCAGACGGAUGAAAUCAAAGCCGAGCAGCAACAUAUCGAACAAAGACCGAAGACUCCUUGCUUUGCCGAUACAGUUCUUCAACAUACACCUACGAUGACACGAUUGUUGAGCUCCCUGUCACAUUGUUCCAACUCAUCAUUUGCUAUGCUUGUGGCUUCUUCCAUGUAUUCCUCUACAAUGAAUGAAUCGAAAAACAAUACUCUCAGUGAGCCACAAACCGUGGCUGACGCCGUUUUUCAACUGCUCCUUUACCUCAGCCGUACUGCAACUCAGAACAUUUUAGUGGUAAAACCAUUAUUCGACUACAUAAAUAAUGCUGCUAACAUGCGCCAUGCGAUGCCAAAGCUCCAUUUGUCGGAGCCAUUCUUAUGGUUCAUUCUAAAAGUAUUGGAAACAUCCUCGUCUGUAGCAAUGUUCACAGAAAUGGGUGGCAUAAGAGUGCUUUGUGAAAAUUUGGUUAGAAGUAAUCGAGCACUGAUCAACACACAGCCUAGUCUGGUGUCGAUGAUCAUGCAACGGCUCUCAAAAUCUUCUAAUCUACAAACCUCACAUUCAAGCUCUUCUAAGAAAAAUUCAAUUUCUACUCCACGCAACGAAGAUGGUCUGAUAAAUUUUGCCCCGUAUUGCACAAUAUCUUCCGAAAACCAAACCGCGCAACCCGCAGACGUUCUGAUUCAGGCUCCGAUUGCAUCACAUAGACGAGCUCGCAAUCCAGCCUGGAGCUAUUUGUUUUAUCCCAACGAGUCUCACGUUGACCUUACCAUCACGCUUCCAACGGCAGUGUUAUUAAAAGAAGUUCAACUUCAACCACAUGUUUCGACGCUUGGCUCGUGCCCUUCGGCUGUGGCAAUAGAAAUCACUCGCGACAGUAACCUUGGUCCUAUACCGAUUACCCAACCAAUCUCAACGGUUGGUAUGACAUGUAUUCGCCUGAAAUUUGCUCAACCAGAAAUCGCCACCAGCGUAAUAAUCCGUCUAUAUAGACCACGGGAUGCCACAAAUAUCGGACUGACGCAAAUUUCCGUGCUCGGAACGACUACGUUCAGCGACGUCAAUUACGGAACCUAUAGUGGAACUAAUUGGAGCAAUGGAAAUUUGGCAGCUGGAGGAAUAUCAAAACCUACAGGCGAUGCGCUCAACGAGUACAACAACGAUGACGAUAAGGUGGCGAAAACAAGCUUGGGGUGGCUUAGAAUCCUCGCUCAGUGCUUCAGUGUAGUGAUUUAUGCUUCCGAUCAACUUCUUUCCAACCGAGUUAUCAUUGCAGCAACUGAAGUUCCCGGGUUUCUUGAAGCCUGCUGUUCGUUAUUAAACAUUGCCCCGAGUAGCCCGAAUUUUGCUCUUCAAAAUUUGGAAACGGUACUUCUAAAGUUGGGAUUACAUAGUCGAGAAUUUGGACUGAAGCUUAUCAAUAUCCUGCUUAAAGAGAGCAUUCCUCAAACGUUCCAGUUAUGUAAUGAUUCUAUAUCGGAUCUUUUAUAUCAUUUGUGUACAACCCAAAAUGAUUUCACGCGAGAUCGACUGGAAGCAGUUUUGACAUGGAUUCAGCGACUGUUUGAACGUUAUCAUCAAAAUCACGCCAACAAAUUUGUUCUGCAUGUCACCAAUCCAUACAGUGGAUUCAUCAAAUGUCUUGCGUCUAUUCUGUGGCAAGUGUACGCUACCGAUCUAAUCCCCGAUCUGCCCAAUAUGAUUACUAAAGAGCUAUUUGAGACUCUUUACGACUGGAAUCAAGAGCUCGAGCACGAUGAACCCCUGAAAAAAGCAAUUGAUGCAGUGUUAUGUUCUAUUUGCUGCAUUCGACCGGAAUUCUUCACCAUGCUGUUGAAGCGAAUGGGCGUUCUGGUGCCAAAUUUAUCGACUGAUUUGACUGCUUCAAUUUCCGAUGACCGCAAAGAUGGUGAGUGCAUCACGGAUGAUAUCAAACAAGAGGAAUCGGAUGCUGCCGAGUGGUAUAGCCAUUUAGUGAUAGAGGAUAUAUCUCGGCUCAAAUUGUCCAAGUCGCAAUUAUCUACUAUUUCAAUGGCUUGUCAAUCACCACUAGCUGUACAGCAACUGAUUGACUCGGGGCUACCGAAUUUGCUUACUUCCGUUAUAUUGGAGUUUUGCCAUAGUGCACUAAACUGUACUAGUCAAACCCCUAGAAGUAAAUUCGUUUCGGGCAACAUGGAACGAGAUAAUCGUGAGAGGAUUGAGGAAAACGAGGAAUUAAUAACUGGAGCGGCCGGAUGUGUAGAAACGGAUGAGUCUAGCUCGUGUAUGACAGAUGCAGAUAAAGAACAUCAUAAAUAUUCUGGUCAUAAUUCGAGAGCACUGUUUUGUCCUAUGAUAAGCAUUAAGAAAGUAACUGAAAUUUUGGAAUUUUUUACGGAAAUAUGUACCGAGGGACACAUGCGGGACUGGCUAGGAGGUUUUGAAGGCUCAAUUUUCUGGGAGCCAAUUCUUUUGUUGCUGUGCAACAACAAGCUAUCUAAUAACGCACUGGAAGUAACACCCCAAGCUUGCCUCGAUCUAGAAGAAUGCCUUAUUAAGUUCCUUUCAAAUGUCACUGCUUGCCAUCCAAAGAACCAAGAAGUGCUAACAGUUAACCUUAUUUCCGUAAUUCGAAAGUCUGACUCAAAUGUAAGCAGUGGAGCAUCCUCCACAGCUGAUACCAAUACUGCUAACGUAGCUGGUAUAAACAACCGGAUUAACAAUGGCUCCAAGUCCUGCAUUUCGGGAUUCACUCGCAGGUUGGUACUGCAGAUAUUGCUGGAAAGUGAAAAAAUAAUGAUCGCAGUUCGAAGUGAUUUACCGCUACAAAUUAAAGAACAAAAUCUGUACAACGUGAGUUACCAUCCUUCAAAACGGUCAAACGCCCAUUUCUUGUGUUUCUACUUGAGUGCAAACUCAAAAUGUCAGGAAAUUCUGGAUCAUUGUGCAACAGUGUACAAUCAAAUCAUCCCAAAUUUACCGACGGAUAAUCGGGCGAGUGAAGUGCUAGCAGGGUCUUCGAGCGCAGCUCAUAUCCCUGGUGGCAACGAUAACCGAAAGGAGCUGUGGGAGAUGGGCCUGGGGAUGGAGUUUUUGAGUGUUGCAGCCGGCGUCACCGCUAAAGACAAGCGCCUAAAGGAAGCUAAAAAUCAGGCAACUACAAUGAAACAAAAAGACAUCAUGUCGAUGUUCAAAUUGAAAAUUGACGAUCCGAAAAUUAGCACUCCUGAUGGUAUAAUGUUAACGCAUUCAGCGGUGCCUCAUGGUUUGAUAACUAGUGAUGCAACAAUUUCGCAAAUUCUGGCAAUGUUAAAGUCUGUUGGGGUAUCCUUAUCGACGCCAUGCAUUAAUUUGAAUUUAGUCGAGUCCAAAAAUAAGACAGACAUUGAUCUUACCUGCGAGAGUAGCAGUUCAGCUCACGCAACUCCAACACUGAAAGCAGCAGAUUUUAUUCCCCUUGCUUCACCCCUGCAAAUUUUUUCCAGUCGUGGAGGAUUAUCACUUCUUGCCCACUAUUUACCAACAGUCUAUCCAGAAACGCCAAAAGCGCAACACCAAUUUAAUGAGAAAGACAAAAGCCCGCCUGGUAAUGAGUGGGUAAAAGUGGAACAGAACGAGGAAAUCUACGAGGACUUGGACGACAUUUUAACGGAAACCUCCCCAAAAACGCAAACAAUUUCUGCAGUUCCGCAACAUUCGUUGGCGGCAUUUGCACUGUUUCUAAAACUGCCAGCGUACUCAGAAGUACUACUCCGUGAUAAGCUUCGUGCGCAGUGUUUGUUACGCUUAAUCCUCGGUGUCACCGGAGAUGGCGAAGGAAACGAGAUUUAUAGUUUAGCUCUUUCGUCGUCAUUACCAACUCUUCCGUUUGAAGUGUUUCGUCAGUUACUGGACAGCUCUCCUUUGACUACAGAUGAUGGAGUAUUGCUCAGGAGAAUGGUCAUUGAAGUUGGCGCUGUUCAUCUUGUGCUAAACUGUUUGAGCAUCUUUACUCAUCACAACAGUAGAAGCUCUGGCAGUAAUUCAAGCUCGUCCGAAAAUAUUCAAGCAACUGCCAGCAAUAAAUCAGCAACAACUGCCACUAGCGGGAAUAAUGUCGAUGAUUCGAUUAAUUCAGACGACAAAAGUCACAUGUACUGGGCUAAAGGAACCGGGUUCGGAACAGGAUCAACACAACAGUCGUGGAAUGUGGAGCAGGCUCUUCUUCGCCAAAAAAGCGAGGAAGAACAUGUUACUGUUUUGUUGCAGGUUUUAUCGAGUUAUAUUAACCCAGGAGACAAAGUACCGAGCAAUCUAGAAAACGAGGAACUAAGCUAUCGUGAAUGUAGUGAGACACUUCCGGAGUUGCCUCCCAUCUUUCUGGAUUUGUUACAGCAGUCUUGUUUGAUUCCUGCUCUAAGUUCAUAUCUGAGAAACGAUUCAGUCUUGGACAUUACGCGGCACAUUCCGUUGUAUCGAGCGAUUCUGCAGCUUUUACGAGCUAUUUCGCUCUCCAACCAGCUGGUAUCAUUAUUGGUAAACAAAAAUAAUGAAGGCAGGAUCUCAAUUGCGUCACUGCUGUCGAACAUGAAAGCUUGUGUGGAUACCUAUGCCAGUCGAUUGAAAGUGAAUAAAAAGUCCAACUUAAAAGGCCAAACGCAAAAGAUCACUGUUAGCUUAGACGAUGGAGACGACGAAGGACUGGCGCUUUUAAUACCGGACAUUCAAGAAACGUCAAUAUUGGUGCAAAGCGCCACUAAUUUAGAGAACAUCAUAGCGGAAGAGGAAAAGAAAGAACAUGUUCAACGACCGAUGGCGAAAUCCGUCGAGGAUAAAUAUUUAGAGAUAAUGAAAGUGCUUCAAUUUGAUACGUACGAAAUGAUAGCGGAAACCGACAAUGGCUACCGUUUCACUAUUUCGCAUCAUUUCGAAACCAACGUACGUAUGGCAGGCGAUAGAGGUCAUCCCGGACGGGUGAAACGACUGGCACAAGAAACAGUUACACUUUCUACAAGUCUACCGCUAUCUUACAGCAGUUCUGUUUUCGUUCGAUGUGAUACCGAUCGGUUGGAUAUAAUGAAAGUAUUGAUCACCGGUCCAUCUGAUACGCCCUACGCGAAUGGUUGUUUUGAGUUUGACGUCUACUUUCCACCCGAUUAUCCAAACUCACCCAUGAUGAUCAAUUUGGAAACAACUGGUCGAAACACGGUACGGUUUAAUCCUAACCUGUACAAUGACGGCAAAGUGUGUUUAUCUGUUUUGAAUACCUGGCAUGGUCGGCCCGAAGAAAAAUGGAAUGCACAUACGUCGAGCUUUCUCCAGGUACUUGUAUCAAUUCAAAGUCUUAUACUGGUUCCGGAGCCGUAUUUCAACGAACCUGGUUUCGAGCGGAGUCGGGGCUCGCCGAGCGGAACGCACAGCUCACGGGAAUACAAUAGCAACAUCUAUCAGGCUUGCGUGCGAUACGCUAUGCUCGAGCAGCUUAAAAACCCGUGCCCUUGUUUCAAAGAUGUUAUUCAUGCACAUUUCUGGCUGAAGCGAAAUGAAAUAUGUGCGCAAAUUGAAGACUGGAUCGCAGAGCUUAGUAAACCACCACAGUAUGAACGAGCCGGACGGACGAUUUCUUUCAACGCAAUGGUUUUGCGAAGGCAAUAUCGGCAAUUGCGAGAAGAACUGGCAAAACUUGUACCUCCAGAUGGAUUGGAAGAAAUUGACUAUCCGUUCAAUGCUGGUAUUACACCAACAACGCCAUCAAAUUUUCCAGUGGGUAUUAGCAGUAAUGCAAGUGAUUCACCACCGGAAAAACUUAUGUCUGAAGAGAAGACAAAUACAGGGAUGGGCCCAGAAGUCAAUGAAGAAGCAAUCGAGAUUGACGUACAGUAUGAGGCAGAUGAAAUCAUUGUUAAAGCGGAUACGGAGGAAUAUGAAGAACAAGAAGCUGGCAGCAGUGGUAACGAUAAAGGGACCAGUAUCCCGGAUGAAGCCCAGGAUGAAAACCCAGAUUUAACACCAGAGGAGAUAGUCCUGUCAAUGGUGUGGUAAGUUUCAGAACUUUGUGUUCAUAUGGUGCAUGUCGUUGUGAUCACCACAAUACGUUUACUUGUAUAGAGACGUGGUUAUCCAUGGGUAGUUUCUUCGCGCUAUACCAGAAGAUAUUAUACUAAUGCACAUCCCAUGUGCGUUUUGUACGUCUAUGGUGACAAGUCUAAACUAUAUUUUCGGUACUUUUCAGAUUCUAGUUAAAUAGGUUGCUCAACGUCUGAAGAGAAAUACAGUUAGCAUGAGAGAAAUCGAGACAUGCCAAAUUUGGUUGACUGGCUAAGCCUGAGUAAGAAAAAUCCAAGUUUAAUGUCAUAGUACGAAAACUAUCAGCAAAAUAUGUAGAAGAGGACUUUCGCUUACUGAAACAAGAGCACUAAGCUUGAUUAUCGAAGGUGAUAUCAAAUGAAUUGAUGAUGUGAAUGCUUAACGUUAAUAUAAAACAAAAAUAAAUACUUAGCCAUACUAAUAAAGCAACAAAAAACGGAUUAUUCCAGUUUUGUUCAAAUAUUGAUUUUAGGGAAAUGUUUAUUUAUUUAUUAAACCCUAUAAAUUACAUCUCGUGUCAGAAAAUAGGCGCCGUCAUUCUCUGUGUACUGGAUUCAUAGGGGUUUUAGUUUUAUCUAUAUGUUGCUCAUUUCCGAGUUCUUUUUAAAAAAAUCCCUUAUUCGUUAAAAAAUCAAACAAUUUUCAACAAACGGAUACGCUUUUGAAUUGUUUUAGUUUAUAAUGUUGCAUCUUAAUCUUAAUGUGACAAUUUCCAAAACACCCCCAGUGGAAUGAAAGGAAGGGACUAUAACAAUAUAAUAGGACUGCGAUUCAAUUGUUCAAAGCAACAAGAAUACUUUAGCUGUAAAAAUCCAAAAAAAUACAACUGAAGCCGAAAUUAUACAAAAGCCUAUACUAUAGGGAUAUUAUUGUAUUGUACUAGUAAUACCGGAUA
Sabethes cyaneus is the source of this 15958-nucleotide messenger RNA. RefSeq names its product baculoviral IAP repeat-containing protein 6 (gene Bruce). Bases 412 to 15018 code for a protein of 4868 amino acids. Gene Ontology annotation, biological process: apoptotic process; regulation of cytokinesis; negative regulation of apoptotic process. Gene Ontology annotation, cellular component: nucleus. The transcript has 21 exons. NCBI's taxonomy places the organism in Eukaryota, Metazoa, Arthropoda, Insecta, Diptera, Culicidae. Gene Ontology annotation, molecular function: ubiquitin conjugating enzyme activity; cysteine-type endopeptidase inhibitor activity. The record is from RefSeq and is a predicted model, not a curated record.